Geodia barretti is the source of this 534-nucleotide messenger RNA. The record is from the annotation of a GenBank genome assembly. NCBI's taxonomy places the organism in Eukaryota, Metazoa, Porifera, Demospongiae, Tetractinellida, Geodiidae.
AUUUCAAACUGUAAAAUUUGACUCAAGAUGCAGUUGCAGUGGUCAGUGUGUCUCCUACUGUCACUAGUGGUGGGAAUUCAGUGCUACUCCACUGGAGCUCCAGCCAGUGCAUGUAGUGACAUCUACCCAGUGGGGCAUCUAGGAACCUCCCAAGAUCUCUCCACUAACCCCUUCCAAUUGUCCCUCUCUGACUUUGACCAGACUUACGGAGGAGAGAUCUACUAUGUCCCUGGACAGGACUACACCUUGACUCUAUCAGGAUCAGGAGGUGAGCAGUUCAGAGGAUUUCUAGUACAGGCCAGAGCUGUGGCAGAUGGUUUUCCAGUUGGUACCUUCAUUGACGGUGGAGAUGACCAGACACUCAGCUCUUGUGACCCUCCAGAGUCAGCAGUGACCCACACAAACAGCAGUCUCAAGACUUACUUGACACUGAAUUGGACAGCUCCAUUACAAGGAGCUGGAGGGAUCAAUUUUCUGUAAGUGGGAUUUUCCAAAGCUGAAUGUUUAUCAAUGCACUUUUCUCUUAUGCAGUUA